GCUGGGUUAAACAAAAUUUGAACAAAUAUGAAUUUGAAGCACUAGACCAAUUAAGACAGAACAAGGACAUCAUCAUUAAACCAGCUGACAAAGGUAGCGCAGUGGUGAUCAUGGACAGGGAACAGUACCUGUGGGAGGGCUACAGACAACUACACGACACAACUUACUACUCUAAGCUAAAAAAAGCCCAUUUACAAGGACACUAUUCCACUCAUUGACAAGAUCAUACAAUCACUCUACAACAAAAGACUCAUCAACCACAAACAGACUCUAUACUUGAAGGGUGACAGCGAACCUCGACCUAGACUGUUCUACAUGCUACCCAAAAUUCAUAAGGACCCUGCUGGGUGGAGCAAACCCCAUGAGAUCCCUCCAGGACGUCCUAUUGUGUCUGAUUGUAGCAGCGAGACCUACUAUACAGCUGAGUUCAUUGACCAUUUCCUCAAUCCUCUCUCGAUCAGGCAUGCCAGUUACAUCAAAGACACCUAUGAUUUUGUGGAAAGAAUUAAGCAGAUCAGCAUCCCCCUAAAUGCAUUCCUCUUCACCAUGGACAUUGACAGUCUCUACACAAACAUUGUAAUCUCAGAAGGCAUCCAAGCAGUCAAAAAUAUAUUCCAAAAAUACCCAAACGCCCAAAGACCAGACAGAGAACUACUGCAACUCCUAGAGAUCAAUUUGACCAGAAAUGAUUUUGAAUUCGAUGGACAAUUUUUCCUCCAAAUUAAGGGCACGGCCAUGGGAAAGAAAUUUGCACCCGCAUAUGCCAACAUUUUCAUGGCAGAGUGGGAAACGACUGCACUAAAUUCCUGCCCCAAAAAACCACUCCACUACUAUAGGUUUCUGGAUGAUAUAUGGGGUGUCUGGCCCUAUUCGAGAGAGGAUUUUGACCAAUUUGUGAACAUUUUGAAUCACCAUAACCCUGCUAUCAAAUUGAAAUAUUGUAUAAGUCCCACCACGGUUGACUUCUUAGAUACCACAACAUUCAAGGGUCCCACAUUCACUCAAACGGCUAGACUUGACCUCAAGGUGUUUUUUAAGCAAACAGACACACAUGCUCUUUUGCACAAAUCCAGCUUUCA
This is a messenger RNA of Micropterus dolomieu (smallmouth bass), 1079 nucleotides long. RefSeq lists its product as uncharacterized. NCBI's taxonomy places the organism in Eukaryota, Metazoa, Chordata, Actinopteri, Centrarchiformes, Centrarchidae. The record is from RefSeq and is a predicted model, not a curated record.